Messenger RNA from Polistes dominula (European paper wasp), 999 nucleotides. RefSeq lists its product as uncharacterized. The record is from RefSeq and is a predicted model, not a curated record. Lineage: Eukaryota; Metazoa; Arthropoda; Insecta; Hymenoptera; Vespidae.
AUGGAUAAUGAAAAAGAAUCGGAAUUAAGUAGAGAUCGCAGGUAUAGAUCGGUUAGAGCUUAUAGAUCGAAUGCAACUCCAAUUGAAAAAUUGGAGAACCUUAGGCAAGCAUGGAGAUUGAUAUGGGAUUUGGAAAAUUAUGGGCCAGCUGGUUUGAUUCAUUUAGCUGCUUUAGCUUAUGUAACUGGUGCACCCAUAAGAAUAUGGGGUUCCGGUCAUGAACUAAUGCAAACAAUUGGUGAAAAUGAACGAGGUACUCCAAUAGAUAUAGAAUAUCAUACGAACAAUCAAGAAGGGCAUUGGACCUUUCGGGGGAGAGGUCAACCAGAAAAUAUUCACCAUGAUUUAAACAAUUGCCUUUUUUCUGUAAUCGCCGAGCAAACAGGUAUAAAUGCCUCCGAAUUGAGGCAAGAAACUAUCAAACAGCUGAAAAGAAACGUAAGAUUACUGGCAGAUUAUAUGAACGAAAUUAAAUGGCUUGAGAAAAACAAUAAAAUAGUUUUAUUGAUCGGUGGCGCUCGUUAUACCGGUACAACACCGGAAGAUGCUAAAGUCAUUUUAGAUGAAUCAGAUAAUAAAGAGUGCUUUGAAUAUAAUGUACUUGGUCAUCCUAGAAAGCAUGCCGUUGGUUCAUCAGGUUUUACUAAUUGUACUGAAAGCGACCAAAAAUUUAAAAGUGUUUUUCUUAGCAGCGAUGAUCAAGAUCUUGCCGCACAUAUUGCGUUGUCUAGUCCUGCUGCUCAAGAAGCUAUGCAAAAAUUGAACAAAGGUUCAAAAACCGAAGUAGUUCAUAUAAUGCUAAAAGAUGUGAAUGAUCCGAGGCUAGCUCUUCAAAAAGGCAAAUUUUUUAAUGAAUGUAAGGAAGUAUCGAAUGAAAAGGAUAUAAAAAAACUGGUACUUGUUCUUCGACACCAUAAAGGAAGAGAAACAGAUCCAGACGCUCCUGUAUUUGUACAAACAUUUUAUCCUGUAUUGAAAAAAAAGAAAAAGAAACACUAA